AUGUGGAGCGGUGAAGACAUGGGUCCAGACGGAGCGCAGGUCAAAGGGACGUUCUUCAGUAAAGUGGACGUACCCGACCACGCGCAUUACAUCGUCGCCUUCUUCGUCUUCGCCAUCGGAGCUCUGGGCAUCACCGGGAACGCGCUGGUCAUGUACGCCUUCUACAGUAACAAGAAGCUGCGUAACCUUCCCAACUACUUCAUCAUGAACCUGGCUGUGAGUGACUUCCUCAUGGCCUUCACUCAGUCGCCCAUCUUCUUCAUCAACAGCCUCUACAAGGAGUGGGUCUUUGGAGAGACAGGCUGUAAGCUGUACGCCUUCUGCGGCGCGCUCUUUGGCAUCACGUCCAUGGUGAACCUUCUCGCCAUCUCCAUGGACCGGUACCUGGUGAUCACGCGGCCCCUGCGCUCGCCCGGCUGGUCCUCUAGGAGGCGCACUGCUGUGGCCAUCGCUCUGGUGUGGCUCUACUCUCUCGCCUGGAGUCUAGCGCCCCUGCUGGGAUGGAGCUCGUACAUCCCCGAGGGCCUGAUGACCUCCUGCACCUGGGACUACGUGACCUACAGCGUGUCCAACCGCAGCUACACCAUGAUGCUCUGCUGCUUCGUCUUCUUCAUCCCCCUCGCCAUCAUCUUCUACUGCUACCUCCACAUGUUCUGGGCCAUACGCAAGACGAGCAGGGAGGUGGAGCGGUUGGGCACCCAGGUGAGGAAGUCCACCCUGAUCAAGCAGAAGUCCAUUCGCAGCGAGUGGAAGCUGGCAAAGAUCGCGUUCGUGGUCAUCGUAGUUUACGUCCUGUCCUGGUCGCCGUACGCCUGCGUCACCAUGAUCUCCUGGGCCGGACACGCAAACAUUCUGACGCCGUACUCCAAAGCCGUGCCAGCUAUCAUCGCCAAGGCCUCGACCAUCUAUAACCCGUUUAUCUACGCCAUCAUUCACAACAAGUACAGGUUGACCCUGUCGGAGAAGGUCCCCUGCCUGCGCUGUCUGGCUCCCGGCUCUCGUAAAGAGUGCACCUCCUCCUCCAUCAGCGAGUCCUCCAUGCGAGACUCCAUCAUCAGCCACCAGUCCACCGCCUCACGCUCGCACUGCAGCUCUGUGUCCAACCACUGCAACGACGUGAUGUUGCGUGACGUGGAGAUAAACCCCGUGAGCAGACACAGCGUCCACGCCACGAGAAACGCGUCUCUGUAUGACCACAAAUCAAACCACAAGUCAAACCACAAAACAAACCACAAGUCCAGCCACAAAUCAAACCACAAAUCAAACCACAAGUCCAGCCACAGGUCGUCCAAGAAACCCCUGCUGCCAAAGAGCUGCAAGAACUACACCCACAACACGGAGAAGCUGCCCUCGUCGCUCUCUGGCUCCUCUAGUGGCUGCGACCUGAUCUCCAGCUCCCUCUCCAUCGCCACGCUCCCUCUGGUCCUCACGAGGAGGCGGAGUCACAGCCUCACUGACCUCUUAGGCUCCACUGGGGUCAAAGUUCACAGAGGCUACGGGCGGGGCCGGCCGUUCAGCAGCUACUCCAUGGACUGCAGAGACGGACACGCCCCGACGCACCAACACGCGCCAAUCAAACCGAUCCCGAGGAUAAUCGUGAUAAGCCCGACGUCGGAGAGCAGCCUCGUGCACCCGGAUCGCGAGGACGGACAGAACGGGACGGAGGAGGCGGAGGACGACGAUGUUUUUGUCCCGCUCAACUUCUCGUCCGAAGUGUUCGAGGCGGUGGAGCUGCUGUCGUGA
Molecule: messenger RNA, 1743 nt
Organism: Periophthalmus magnuspinnatus
Lineage: Eukaryota; Metazoa; Chordata; Actinopteri; Gobiiformes; Gobiidae
Gene: opn4xb
Product: opsin 4xb
Exons: 9
Coding region: 1-1743 (580 amino acids)
Biological process (GO): G protein-coupled receptor signaling pathway; visual perception
Cellular component (GO): membrane
Molecular function (GO): G protein-coupled receptor activity
Source: RefSeq, a predicted model, not a curated record